AUGUCGCUCGCCUUUAACCUGGACGAGGAGGUGCGGCUCGCGACCACCAACGCCGACCGCGAGCGCAUCGACGAACUCGCCAACCUCUACUCGCUCGUCCUCAGCUUGAACUACCUCGAGCGCGCCUACGUCCGAGACUCGAUCACAGCUGCACAGUACGCCCCAGCGUGCACCAGGCUCCUUGCCCAAUACAAGACCAUCAUCAAGCUCGUCGGCGACGCCGUACCCAGCCUCGACGCCUUCAUGCAAGAGUACCGCAUGGACUGCACCGCCGCCGCACAUCGCCUCAAGGUCGGAGUACCCGCCACGGUCGAGCACGCCGCCGAAGAGAGCGGCUCGGGCGGCGCAGAGACGGCCAAGUGGGUCGCAGAGACGACUCAGAACUUUAUCACCUUCAUGGACGCCCUCAAGCUCAAGCUGCGCGCCAAGGACCAGCUCCACCCGCUCCUGACCGACCUCAUGUCGGGCUACACGCGCUUCAAGAACUCGAACGAGUGGGAGGGCCGCCCAAAGAUCCUGCACUGGCUCAUCACGCUCAACCAGAUGCGCGCGAGCGAGGAGAUCACCGAGGAGCAGUCUCGUCAGAUGCUUUUCGACGUCGAGCACGCCUACUCCGAGUUCUUCCGCUCCCUCUCGUCGUCGCACUAGCGGCACCCACCUGUACCUCUCCCUCGCCGUACCUCGAGCCUCUCUCUCUCUCGCUCUCUCUCGAGCGCUCCCUGUUGUAGUAGAACCCUGCAGUGCACCUCGUCCAUCUCU
Molecule: messenger RNA, 759 nt
Organism: Rhodotorula graminis WP1
Lineage: Eukaryota; Fungi; Basidiomycota; Microbotryomycetes; Sporidiobolales; Sporidiobolaceae
Exons: 8
Coding region: 1-648 (215 amino acids)
Biological process (GO): protein transport to vacuole involved in ubiquitin-dependent protein catabolic process via the multivesicular body sorting pathway
Cellular component (GO): ESCRT I complex
Molecular function (GO): protein-containing complex binding
Source: RefSeq, a predicted model, not a curated record